Molecule: messenger RNA, 4189 nt
Organism: Manis pentadactyla (Chinese pangolin)
Lineage: Eukaryota; Metazoa; Chordata; Mammalia; Pholidota; Manidae
Gene: ANGEL1
Product: angel homolog 1
Exons: 11
Coding region: 349-2220 (623 amino acids)
Molecular function (GO): 3'-5'-RNA exonuclease activity
Source: RefSeq, a predicted model, not a curated record
GGGUGAUCCGGCGCGCCGCGGCGGAGAGGGGAGGCGGGAGCGGGCGCGAGCGCAGGCGGCCGGUCAUGAUCGCGUCUUGCCUGUGUUACCUGCUGCUGCCGGCCGCGCGCCUCUUCCGCGCCCUCUCAGCAAAGAAAUGACAGCUGUCUCUUGCUGUCAGUUGUUGGCACCUUCUAACUUACAGCCUCAUAAGGAAAGCUGAUAAUGAAGUUUGUGAAGAUUUAUGAGUGGAAUAAAUAAUUUUGGAAAGAGGACCAAGGGGCUUUACUAAGAAAUGUUUUCUUCACAUGUCGAAAAAAUGCCUUCCUGGCGAAGAGCUCAUCCCCCCAGGGAGAGGGCAAGUUUGCUAUGGCCCCUCGGGACCCUGGCCAGGAGGAGUGUGAGGGCCUGCUGCAGCAGUGGCGAGAAGAAGGGUCAAACCAGGUGCUCUCAGCUGUGAGUGAGAGUCCCCUUGUAGAUAAGGGAUUAGCCCAGAGCAGCCUGGCACUCCUGAUGGAUAAUCCUGGAGAACAGGAUGCUGCUUCAGAAGACAAAUGGUCCAGCAGGCAGCUGAGUGAUCUGUGGGCAGCAGAGAACCUGGAGGAGCCUUUACCUGAGGUGAUAGGAGAGGAGCCACUACCAGAGGCCGAGGGCCCAAUGUGGGCAGCUGUGCCGAUGCAGACUGUCCCCCAGUAUGCAGACUGUGCUGUCCUCCCAGUGGGUGCCCUGGCUGCACAGCAAUGGGAAGAGGACCCUGCAGUGUUGGCCUGGAGCAUAGCACCUGAGCCUAUGGCCCAGGAAGAGGCUCCCGUCUGGCCCUUUGAGAGCCUGGGGCAGUUACAGCCUCCUCCAAUGGAAAUUCCAUAUCAUGAAAUCUUGCGGCGGGAAUGGGAGGAUUUCUCUGCUCGGCCAGAUGCUCAGGGCCUGGAGGCAGGGGAUGGCCCUCAGUUCCAGUUCACUCUAAUGUCCUAUAACAUCCUGGCCCAGGACCUGAUGCAGCAGAGCUCGGAGCUCUAUCUGCAUUGCCACCCAGACAUCCUCAAUUGGAACUAUCGCUUUGCGAAUCUCUUGCAGGAAUUCCAGCACUGGGACCCCGAUAUCCUAUGUCUCCAGGAAGUCCAAGAAGAUCAUUACUGGGAGCAGCUGGAGCCUUCCCUGCGAAUGAUGGGCUUCACCUGUUUCUACAAGAGGAGGACCAGAUGUAAGACAGAUGGCUGUGCUGUCUGCUAUAAGCCCACAAGAUUCCAUCUGCGCUGUGCCAGCCCUGUGGAGUACUUCCGACCUGGCUUGGAGCUCCUCAAUCGGGACAAUGUAGGCUUAGUGUUGCUGCUACAGCCACUAGUUCCAGAAGGCCUGGAUCAAGUCUCUGUGCCCCCCUUAUGUGUGGCAAAUACCCACGUCUUGUACAACCCUCGCCGGGGUGAUAUCAAGCUGGCUCAGAUGGCCAUUCUCUUGGCUGAAGUGGACAAGGUGGCCAGAUUGUCAGAUGGCAGCCACUGUCCCAUCAUUUUGUGUGGAGACCUGAAUUCUGUCCCAAAUUCACCUCUCUACAACUUCAUCAGAGACAGAAAGCUCCAGUACCAUGGGAUGCCAGCCUGGAAGGUAUCUGGACAGGAAGAUUUCUCCCAUCAGCUUUACCAGCGGAAGCUGCAGGUCCCACUAUGGCCCAGCUCCCUGGGCAUCACUGAUUGCUGUCAGUAUGUCACCUCCUAUCACCCUAAGAGAUCAGAGAGAUGUAACUAUAGCCGAGACUUCCUGCUACGUUUCCGCUUCUGUGACAUCGCCUGUCAGCGGCCGGUAGGACUGGUUCUUAUGGAAGGAGUAACAGAUACUAAGCCAGAGUGGCCUGCUGGCUGGGCCAAGUCUGCCCUUGGGGAAGACACAUCUGAGCCUGAGCCUGAGCCUGUCUUCCCCAGGACUGAAGGCACCAUCCAGCACUGCUUUCACCUGACCUCAGUGUAUACUCAUUUCCUGUCCCAGCAUGGACACCCAGAGGUCACCACAAUGCCCCUGGGUCUUGGAAUGACAGUAGAUUACAUCUUUUUCUCAGCUGAAUCCUGUGAGAAUGAGAACAGAACUGAUCGCAGGCUUUAUCAAGAUGGGACUCUCAAGCUCCUGGGCCGUCUCUCCCUCCUCUCUGAAGAGAUUCUCUGGGCUGCCAAUGGCUUACCCAACCCCCUCUGCUCUUCAGACCACCUCUGUCUACUGGCCAGCUUUGGGAUGGAAAUCACCCCCCUAUGAUGGGGCUCUCAGGGAAAGAGUGCUUCUCUUGCAGAAGAGUUCACUGGAUCAGAGAUGGUGGAAAUACCCAUACUUCUGGAAACCUACAUCCAAGAAACACGUCUCCCCCUCCCCCAUCCUCGUUCCCUUUUUCCCAUGGUUAGAUGUUCUCCAGGCCUGUCCAUGUUCUCUGCCUGUGGUCCCUGCCCCACCCCAUCCUGUUCCUAAUCCUGCACCACAUACUUGGUGGCCCUGGGAGAGGCAGCAGGGGGUUCUCCCUUCCAUGUAUCCAGCACGCUUGAGUUCUAACUACAGGGUUGUGGGACCUAUUAAUCUCAUUGGUUAUUUGCUUUCAGGCCAUUUCUUGGUGGUACCUUCUGGCCCGACUUCCCUGCUUUUACAAUCUUUGGGUCCAGCCCUCUUGCCAGGCACACAUAUGUGAAAUGUGUGUAGCAUGUAUGUGUCCUUCAGGAGCGGAACUGCUCUGCGUGUACACACAUUCCUUCCUCUGACCAGCUAACUUUACACACUGGGGCUGUUAGCUUAGAGGCAGGUGUGGAGCAUGAUCUGGUAGCUGUGUGCUGCCAGGCACCAGCAGGGGCAUAGGCCCUUCUCUCCUUUCACCUUCCGUAUUUCAUUAAGUGUUCAUCAUGCCAUACUCAUCAUCUGGGCUCUGGGAACAAAUGGGCCCUAAGACUGGAACAACAGAUUCAGGGAUGCACUACCUGCCCAGCAGCCUCCACACCUUUUCCUAAGCUCCCCACAGGCCUGGAAUGCUUUCUCUAGGGUUCUUCCCUUUCCCUAGGCUGCCCUGAGGAGACACAAGUUUGAAUGCAUAAAUAAUACACACAAUCCCUGUUGGGGGGGGGGGGUGGUCAGUGGGCUGGGAUAGUGGUUUGAGGUUUAAAACUCUUGGGAUGAGGAGAAAGAACCUUCAGGAGACUCUCUUCUCACUGGACUCCAUAGCCUGCAGAACUGGGGCAAGGGUGGGAAUCCCAGUAGGGGCAAGAGCAUUCGGGCUGUGCGGCUGCCUCAGCUGGGACUCAGAAGACCUCAGGGACCCGUUCUCUUCCUCUACACACCUAAGAAGCAGUUUUCUGUGCCUCUCCUCCCACCACUUGUUACUUUUGCUGCCUCCCCAGUUCCCUUCUAUUUUCUCCCUAGAAAAGCCUGGUAUUUAGUUUAGGCCAAACCUCAGCAGAAAGGUAGCCUUAGGCAAAAUUCAUCCAAGAACUUGAAGCAGCAGUGCUGGAGGAUUCGCUCUGGCCAGCAGGGCCUCGGCUGCUCACUGGCGUCCCCGCAGGGCACGGGUAUGCUGGCCCAUUCAGGGAGCUUCCUUGCCCACAUGUAUCACCUACAUGCCUUAAUUUUUCAUUGCUGGGGUGCUCCUGGGAUAGUCCCCCUCACAUCUCCCUUAACUCAGAGGAGCGGCUGGCCCUUGGCAGAUUUGCCUUGCUCUGGUCCUACUUGGCCUCCUGAAUGGGACUGAAGGGAAUAACCGAGAGGCUGGGGUUAGGGACCGUUAGCUAGAGGCUAAUGUGCACCCUCUCUCUCUCUCUCUCUUUUUUUUAAAGCCAAAGACCCAGCUUAAAGUCUGUUGCUACAUUCAUGUUUAUACUAUUUUUCCAUGCCUAGGUUCUGGGGAAUUUAUCUAUGCAUGUGUAUUUUUAAACACUGUUUCCUGGGUACUGGGCAUAUGCCUGUCUGAGCCCCAGGCCUGACUGUCCACACCCCACCACUCACUGUCCUACUCCCUGGGUGAGACCUCCUAAGAUGGUCUCAAGAUGGUGCCCUAUUGGUUCUUAGGACUAUGACCCAUCACUGUUCUUCUCUUCUGCCAGGAAAUGCAGUUUAAAAACAGCUAAAGAUGGCAGAGGGCAGGAGCUUGAUAGGAUGAUCUUUUCCUUGUUUUCUUGUUUCUGUUUUGGAAAUGAAUGGGGAUUUUAAAUGAUAAUUUAACUCUCUUUUCCAAAUAAAGGUUCAUCUUUUC